ACGUUAACCCGGACAAUGCGCCGCGGUCGUGGCGGGCUGGAAGCGACCCCGCGGCCGGAGACGUGGUGGGCCUUGCUGCUGUUGUCCUUGUUGCCUGUGGGGCGGCCGUUCUAUGUCCCUGGAGUCGCUCCACGGGACUUCCGCGACGCAGAGACAGUAGAUAUUAAGGCAGUGAAGCUGACCAGCUCCCGGACCCAGCUUCCUUAUGAAUACUACUCCCUCCCUUUCUGUAAGCCAGAAUCUGUGUUCUACAAGGGAGAGAACCUGGGUGAGGUUUUACGCGGGGACCGUAUUGUGAACACCCAGUACAAUGUUGAGAUGAACAAAGACAAGAAAUGUGAGAUGAUGUGCAGCAAGAAAAAGCUCAGCGUACAAGAGAGCAAGCUGGUUGCUGAGCGAAUCCAGGAGGAGUACUACGUUCACCUUAUCGCAGACAACCUGCCAGUUGCAACCAGGUUGGAGUUUUACCCCAACAGAGAGGCAGGAGGUGAGGAGGAGCAGAAGAAGGAUGUGGUGAAAGACAUCCAGUUUGAGCAUGGCUACAGACUGGGCUUCGUCGAUAACAACAAGUUUUAUCUGCACAACCACCUUUCCUUCAUCCUGUACUUCCACAGGGAGAAGGUGGAAGAGGGUGAACUUCAUGACUACAGGGUGGUGCGAUUUGAGGUCGUACCCCAAAGUGUAAAAGUAGACGAUCUGAAAGCAGUGGAAAAAGAGAAGACUUGCACCUUGCCCGAAGCCAGUGGCUCCGCCCCCCAGGAGGUUGACCCGACCAAAGAGAACGAGGUUCUCUUCACCUACUCUGUCCACUGGGAGGAGAGCGAGGUGAAGUGGGCGUCUCGAUGGGACACGUACCUGACCAUGAGCGAUGUCCAGAUUCACUGGUUCUCCAUCGUCAACUCUGUGGUCGUCGUGUUCUUCCUGUCCGGGAUUCUGAGUAUGAUCAUCAUCAGGACCCUGAGGAAGGACAUCGCUAACUACAACAGAGAAGAUGACAUAGAGGACACCAUGGAGGAGUCGGGCUGGAAGAACGUUCAUGGCGACGUCUUCAGGCCGCCUCAGUAUCCCAUGAUCCUCAGCUCUCUACUGGGCUCGGGGAUCCAGCUCUUCUGCAUGAUCCUCAUCGUCAUCUUUGUUGCAAUGUUGGGCAUGUUGUCUCCAUCCAGCAGAGGGGCCUUGAUGACCACUGCUUGCUUCCUUUUCAUGUUCAUGGGUGUGUUUGGUGGCUACUUUGCUGGCAGACUGUACCGCACACUGAAGGGUCAUCGCUGGAGGAAAGGAGCAUUUUGUACAGCAACUUUGUAUCCUGCAGUGGUUUUUGGAAUUUGCUUCAUCCUAAACUGUUUCAUCUGGGGAGAACACUCCUCUGGGGCGGUUCCGUUCACCACCAUGCUGGCCCUGCUGUGCAUGUGGUUUGGUAUUUCCAUGCCCCUGGUCUACCUGGGCUACUACUUUGGCUUCCGCAAACAGCCCUAUGAUAACCCAGUGCGCACCAACCAGAUCCCUCGGCAGGUCCCGGAGCAGCGCUGGUACAUGAACAAGUUUGUCGGAAUCCUGAUGGCUGGGAUCCUGCCGUUUGGUGCCAUGUUCAUCGAGCUCUUCUUCAUUUUCAGUGCCAUCUGGGAGAAUCAGUUCUAUUACCUCUUUGGCUUCCUGUUCCUUGUGUUCAUCAUCUUGGUGGUCUCCUGCUCUCAGAUCAGCAUCGUCAUGGUUUACUUCCAGCUCUGUGCAGAGGACUACCGCUGGUGGUGGAGGACGCUGCUGGUUUCAGGAGGCUCGGCGUUCUACGUCCUUGUUUACGCUGUCUUCUACUUUAUCAACAAGCUGGACAUUGUGGAAUUCAUCCCCUCCCUCUUGUACUUCGGCUACACAGCCCUGAUGGUGCUGUCCUUCUGGCUGCUCACCGGCACGAUCGGCUUCUACGCCGCCUACAUGUUCAUCAGGAAAAUCUACGCCGCAGUCAAGAUCGACUGAGUCGUGUCUACCGUCGUUGUUUUUUUCUUUUUUUGCGAGGGGCGGGAGGGUUGAUUUUUCUUUUGUUUUUUCGCCACGUUUCUUUUUUUUUUUUUUUUUUUUUUUAAAUGUGUUUUUUAUAAUUCAUGUCCUACAAGCACUGACUUGUGUGUAGAGGGAACAAGAGGGGCGUGUUUUUAAUGCCGCAACAGUCCCACCCACUGGCGUCAUUUGGAAGAACAGCAAGCGGCAGAGCUGAACCAGCUGUUUCACUCCCCCCCAUCCCCCUCUCCCUCGCUUCUUCCUCCCUCCUCUCUCUCUGGGACAGCUCCUCAGAGGGGAUCCUCCUCUGACGGGACAGUUCACGUCUCCUGCUGUUUUCACCUCGUGCACACAACACGGUGGGCCAAAGCUUGUCAAACGACCGUUUCUGCACAUUUCCCUCUUUUGUCUUUUCAUUUUGUGUUAUGACUCUUAACUUAUCCAGGGUUUUUAUUUUUGAUUCAUCUCUGACUUCAUUUCUCAUCAUUAUCUCCCGAGAAGCUAUUUUCAUCUGAUUUCUUUACAUAAAUUCUUAGUCUUUGCUUUUUUCCACUGUCUCUGUUUUCAAAUGUGACUUCAUGUCAGAGACGUUACGGAUCGGGGACGGAUCGGGGGGAGGCGUCACUGUGGUUAACGUUGCUAACUUCGUUGUUUCUAACAGAUCUGGAUGGAAGCUCUGCAUUGUAACAGAAGAAAGGAUAAAUUAAAUGUUCUAUUAUUUUUUACAUCAGUUUCCAUGUCCUGGUGUGACCAUGUAAACCUCCACUAUAAUCAAAACAUUAGCUCCUUCUUACAAAUCGGUUGCUCUUUGUCAGAGAAUCGCUCCGUUUGUUUUAAACGAUGCAUAACAGCUCUGAAUGAUACCGGGAACCCGACGCUCUGAAGCGCCUGGAGUCGGAGGAAAAGGAAAAAGCUGCAGUCGACACUCAAACGACGAGGAGGGACCUGUUGAAUUCUGAAAGUCUACAGCACAAAGGCGUGUUUGAAGGUUUUUUCCAGCGGUCACUCGCAGGACGCUCAGUAGCCCGAGCGGUCCCGGGACGCCUGCUGAACUAUGCAGUAGUGGAGAGGAGUGCAGAGCGGAGCGGCCGUCUGUGGUGGGGGGAUUCCAAAGGACCAUUUUGUUGGGAAAUAUCAUGUUUGAAUCAAAUGUGUGAUACUCUUCGUGGGGGGAGAAGAGAUUGUUUCUACCGAAUGCAGCCGAGGAUUGAAAUGUGACCCACAGUGUUCUUAUUAGAUAUGUACAGUUAAUGUUUCUGUGUAGGCUGACGACGACUCCUCGAAUUACUAUUGUUUAUUUAUGUUUUUUCGGCUAAAAGACUUUGAAACGCAAUUUUGAAAUGUGUGUGGGGCCUGAUAAAAAUGUGACAAACUGCUCUAAUUAACGGCUUCCCAUAGAAAACCAAUCUAUUUUAUUUUAGCUAAAUUACCUCACAUUACAUAUAUAUAUUUAUAAAAUCACAGCAUACACGUAGUAAAGAAAUAAUUGUGAAAUACACUUAUUUGCUUCCUAAAUGUGAGUUGAAUGACAAAGCCGGUGUCGUUCUCAGAACUCGGGAUGAGACCUGGGUACGAUGCUGUCGCCCACAGUCAGUCAGCCCAGCAUGAGGACUGGGGAUAUGCCCCCCCCCCCCCCAGCCAGCCUUUAUGCUAAAAGAAGCUCUGCCGUUAGACGAGAUACGUCCUGCAGAGCACUGACAGUAGUAUAAUACAGAAAUCUCAAUUGCAGUUCACCGUAGUUAACGGUUAUGUUCGAGAAUAUUCUGAAGACUGCAUUUCAACAGGCAGCACGGAUCUGAAAAGAGUUUUAUCACUGCCUGUGUACGAUCCGCUGAAGCGCUGGCAGUGAUUUUUCUUUUUCUUUUUUAAAUCAAUCUAAAGCUGAAAGGAAACUUAACUAAACCCACACAACGGCCACUCGAGUCGGAUUCCUAGCAGACUUCAUGGUGACCGUCAGACUGAUUUUAGUCAAGUAUCAAAAUGCUUGUUUUAAUACACAAUCAUAGUGCUAUGGCCAUUUUUUCCGCACACAAGUGAAGGUGAUUUGUUGGUGCGGGGCCAGUGCAUGGAUCGACCCUGAUGCCCCCUCCUCCCUCCGUCAGAGUCAGGCCCACCCAACCACCUGACAAGCGGCUCAGCCAAAAAUAUUGAAGUUACCCCUGCCACAUGCCGGCUCAGUAAAGGGUCAGAGGUGGCCUCAACUCAAAUGACUGUUCCCUGGCACAAUCAUUCCCUUUUAUUUUAAAUUUAUCUCCCACUGCCAUCAUACACCUCUGUACCGCUGCACCGCCCUCUGCCCUCUACAUCACGUCAGAGACACUUGAGCUGCUUUCUUACGUCGAGGCCGACGCUCCUCUCCCAUGCUGCUGAAGCGCACACGCCGGGGGAGACUUUUUUUACGGACGGACUUUAAAGUGGCCCGAGUCAUGCAUGCGUAUGUAUGAUGGAGGGUUUGACAAUGUAAAUAAAAGAAAAACAGCAUUGUGUUUGUUUUGCGUUCUUGCUGUUCGUUGCGCCCUCUGUAAUGAUUCCGGUCAUCGUUUUAGCCAGAAGCAUGACGCUCAUGAUGACUUUCAAAGGAACCAACUUCUGUUACUUUUCUCUCUGUUGCUUUUUUAAUUUUUUUUUUUUCAGAAUGUCCAACCACAAAAUGUACAAUGACAAAACAAUAAAGUGAUGACAAGUUGAAUAUGA
Scophthalmus maximus (turbot) is the source of this 4689-nucleotide messenger RNA. It is a transcript of the gene tm9sf4, whose product is annotated as transmembrane 9 superfamily protein member 4. The transcript has 18 exons. NCBI's taxonomy places the organism in Eukaryota, Metazoa, Chordata, Actinopteri, Pleuronectiformes, Scophthalmidae. The record is from RefSeq and is a predicted model, not a curated record. The coding region runs from base 16 to 1974 and encodes 652 amino acids. Gene Ontology annotation, cellular component: membrane. Gene Ontology annotation, biological process: protein localization to membrane.